Mollisia scopiformis is the source of this 1642-nucleotide messenger RNA. RefSeq lists its product as uncharacterized. Gene Ontology annotation, cellular component: plasma membrane. Lineage: Eukaryota; Fungi; Ascomycota; Leotiomycetes; Helotiales; Mollisiaceae. Gene Ontology annotation, biological process: cell surface receptor signaling pathway; adenylate cyclase-activating G protein-coupled receptor signaling pathway. The coding region runs from base 250 to 1566 and encodes 438 amino acids. The transcript has 3 exons. The record is from RefSeq and is a predicted model, not a curated record. Gene Ontology annotation, molecular function: G protein-coupled receptor activity.
UCUGUCCAACCUUGAUUCUUGGAACGCGGGGCGGGCAACGGCUCCUGAGCAUCAUUCUGACCAGGGACAAAAUUCACUUCACCAGAUCAGCAAACACAGACUUCACACAACAAUCUCAUCUAACCAACAUGUACCUUUGGUUCCCAGGGUCUUUCUUUUGACGAUGCAGUAGCAUUUCAGAUUCCAUCCGCAACGAGGACCACAUCGUCUUGGCCUCUUCAACUGAAAUUUUCAUCCCCAGGACGAACCAUGGGGCUGACCACAGGGCAGAAGGAAGUCCUGAUUACCAUUGAGCGUACAACGGCAUCCAUAUCAGUUAUAUCUUCAGUCAUACUUAUCCUCACUUACCUCUCCUUUAAAGAUUUCCGAACCUUACCGAACACUAUUAUCUUUCUGGCCUCUCCUGCGAACCUCCUAGCUGGAGUAGCUGCUCUGAUCGGAGGCAGCGGCCUCGACAAUGUAGAUGGCACGACUUGUCAAGCGCAGGCAUUUCUAUUAGAAUGGUUCAUGCAAUCUGAUCCCUUCUGGUCUCUUGUUGCUGCUGUCACAGUAUUUCUGGUGUUUUUUCGACGUUGGGGUGCUGAACGAAUUACCAACUUGUACUGGGUGUACAUUCUUUUCUGUUACGGCAUUCCUGGGGUUGCGGCAUUUGUUUGCCUGCUCUACAAGAAGAAUGGACCUAUUUAUGGCAACGCAUCUCUUUGGUGCUGGAUCGACCAAGAGUAUCAUUGGGCUCGCAUCUACACAUACUAUGGACCAGUCUGGGGCUCCAUCGUAUUCUCCCUCUCGAUCUACGUGGCUGUUGGGAUCCGAGUAUACCAAACCCGCUCACAGUUGAACGAUGCUCGAAACCAUCCGUACUGCGGCACGGGCAGAUCUUCGACCAUCAGAUCACCAUCCUUACUGGAGCAAGCGACAGAAGUUCAAACUACAGAUAAAGCACCCACCAUCAAAUACCCGGAUGCUGUGUACAGUCCCACCUCCGCAACUUCGCCUCCUGCGACCCCUCCUUCCAACUACACGUCCACUUUGACCAGUACUCCUGUGCACUUAAUGCCACUACAUGUCAUCUUCAGGUUCAUGUCUCGAGCAGCAAUGCUGUCGGUGUCUGGACUUAGACAAGCUUGGAAGAAAUGGAAGAACAUGGACGAAGUGAAAUACAAAUACACCAAGUGCGCUGGUCUAUUCGCCAUUUCCAUCCUCGUAACGUGGGUCCCGGCAUCCUUCAACCGCAUAUAUGGCAUCAUCUAUCCUGACGGUAGAUACGUGUAUGCUCUGAACAUUGCUUCCGCUCUUGUACUUCCGCUGCAAGGAUUUUGGAAUGCGGUGAUUUUCUUCUCGACGAGUGUGGGGAUUGUGAAGAUGGUGUGGGGGGACGUGAGGGCUUGCAGAAGGUUGGUCUUGGUUGGGAAGAUGCUUGGGUGGGGGAGCAAUGUGCAGGAAAUCAACGUGCCUCUAGCUGAGCGAAGGAAUUCGAUUGUGGGAAUGGGUAGAAGUAAUGAUAGUCAGACUAGACUUCGAGCUAGCACGAGGUUGGAUGAUGAGAGUUUAUUGGAUUCUUUGUGACUUCAUGAUUAGGAGAGGAAUUUAGGCUAGCGGGGUGUUUGGGUGCUGAAAAGGAUAUGCCUUGAAAUUUAUUUGA